This is a messenger RNA of Metschnikowia bicuspidata var. bicuspidata NRRL YB-4993, 3243 nucleotides long. RefSeq names its product isoleucine--tRNA ligase (gene ILS1). The record is from RefSeq and is a predicted model, not a curated record. Gene Ontology annotation, molecular function: ATP binding; isoleucine-tRNA ligase activity; aminoacyl-tRNA deacylase activity. Gene Ontology annotation, biological process: isoleucyl-tRNA aminoacylation. The coding region runs from base 1 to 3243 and encodes 1080 amino acids. NCBI's taxonomy places the organism in Eukaryota, Fungi, Ascomycota, Pichiomycetes, Serinales, Metschnikowiaceae. The transcript has a single exon.
AUGGCAGAGGAAACGAACGCUUUUUUCAACUUCCCUCGGGAGGAGGAAAAAGUUGUUGCGCAUUGGGAUGAGCUUGAUGCGUUCAAGAAGUCGCUCGAGUUGACCAAAGACUACCCAAGGUUUGCCUUUUUCGAUGGACCUCCAUUUGCCACCGGUACACCCCAUUACGGCCAUUUGUUGGCAUCCACCGUGAAAGAUAUUAUCCCAAGGUAUGCCACCAUGAAUGGGUACCACGUGGAGAGAAGAUUUGGCUGGGACACGCACGGAUUGCCCAUUGAGCAUGAGAUCGACAAGAAGUUAGGAAUCACUGGAAAGGAAGAUGUCAUGAAAAUGGGUAUUGACAAGUAUAAUGCUGAGUGCAGGUCUAUUGUCAUGAGAUACGCAGAUGAAUGGAGAAGAACUAUUCGCAGAUUGGGCCGUUGGAUCGACAUGGAGAACGAUUACAAGACCUUGUAUCCCGAGUUCAUGGAGUCUGUUUGGUGGGCUUUCAAGCAAUUGUUUGACAAAGAUUCUGUGUACAGAGGUUUACGUGUCAUGCCGUACUCCACAGGGUGCACUACGCCGUUGUCAAACUUCGAGGCUCAACAGAACUACAAGGAUGUGAACGAUCCGGCCGUCACCAUUGGAUUUCCAUUGCUUGACGACGAGAACACGUGGUUGGUUGCCUGGACCACUACGCCUUGGACUUUGCCUUCCAACAUCGGUCUUGCUGUGCACCCUGAACUUGAGUACGUGAAGAUCUACGAUGAGGAGAAGCAAAGACACUACAUUUUGUUGGAGAAGUUAAUCAAGUCUUUGUACAAGAAGCCUGCUGCUGCCAAGUACAAGGUGGUUGACAGAUUCAAGGGUAAGACCUUGGAGGGUCUCAAGUACGUGCCUUUGUUCGACUAUUUCUACGAGCAGUUCAAGGAUCAUGGAUUCCGCGUCAUUCUCGCCGACUACGUUACAGAUGAUUCUGGUACCGGUAUUGUCCAUCAGUCCCCAGCGUUUGGUGAGGUUGAUUUCACCGCGGCCACAGAAGCUGGUAUUAUCAACGAGAAAAGAACGCCACCGAACCCCGUGGACGACAACGGUAAGUUCACCGAGGAAGUCGCAGAAUUUAAAGGCAUCUACGUGAAGGAUGCCGACAAAUUAAUCAUUAAAAAGUUGACUGAAACUGGUAGAAUGUUGCUUGCCACUCAGAUCAAUCACUCUUACCCUUUCUGCUGGAGAUCAGACACUCCGUUGUUGUACAGAACCGUGCCUGCCUGGUUUGUGCGUAUCGGCGAGAUCAUUCCUCAAAUGUUGGAAAACGUGGAGAAGACCAACUGGGUACCUAACACCAUUAAGGAAAAGAGAUUCUCCAACUGGAUUGCGAAUGCCAGAGACUGGAACAUUUCAAGAAACAGAUACUGGGGUACCCCGAUUCCUUUGUGGGUUAGUGACGAUUUCAAGGAGAUUGUUUGUGUGGGAUCGGUCGAGGAAUUGAAGAAGUUGUCUGGUCGCGAUGACAUCACUGAUAUUCACAGAGACAGCAUUGAUGACAUCACUAUCCCAUCUCAGCAAGGUAAGGGAGUUUUGAGAAGAAUUGAAGAGGUAUUUGACUGUUGGUUUGAAUCUGGUGCUAUGCCUUUUGCCUCUCAACACUACCCGUUCGAGAGACAGGACGAGUUCCAUAAGGCUUUCCCUGCCAACUUCAUCUCUGAAGGUUUGGACCAGACCAGAGGCUGGUUCUACACUCUUACUGUGCUAGGUACCCACUUAUUCAACACCGCUCCUUACCAAAACGUUAUUGUUUCCGGUAUUGUCUUGGCCGCAGACGGUAAGAAGAUGUCCAAGCGUUUGAAGAACUACCCUGACCCGAGCAUUGUUUUGGAGAAAUACGGUGCUGAUGCUUUGAGAUUGUACAUGAUCAACUCUCCUGUUUUGAAGGCCGAAACCUUAAAGUUUAAGGAGGAGGGUGUCAGAGAAGUUGUCUCUUCUGUGUUGUUGCCAUGGUAUAACUCGUUCAAGUUCUUCAAGGACGCCGCAGAUGUCUUCAAAAAAGAAAACAAUGUCGACUUUGUGUACGACCCAACGUUAGUGUCUGACAAUGUUAUGGACAAAUGGUUGAUGGCGUCUGUACAGUCUUUGGUCAAAUUUGUUCACGAGGAGAUGCAGAGUUACAGAUUGUACACUGUCGUUCCUAGAUUGUUGGCCUUUAUUGACAAUUUGACUAACUGGUACAUCAGAUUUAACCGUCGCCGUAUUAAAGGUGAUAACGAGGGUGAUCUCCAGGACACCAAAAAAGGUCUUAACACUUUGGCCGAGGGAUUGUUCAUCUUGUGCAGACUCAUGGCUCCAUUUACGCCAUUUUUGGCCGAUGGCAUCUAUCAGAAGUUGAAGCCUUACUUCACAGUUGAUGACUUGAUUAAAGACAGUGUCAACCCUGCUGCCAAGGCCAUUGACUCUGUUCAUUUCUUGGCCUACCCAGCAGUCAGAGAAGAGUUGUUUGACUCGGCUAUUGAAUUGGCUGUCUCCAGAAUGCAAAAGGUUAUUGACUUGGGUCGUAACAUCAGAGAAAAGAAGACCAUUUCUUUAAAGACCCCAUUGAAGGAAUUGGUCAUUCUUAACUCUGACGCCGGAUACUUGAAGGACAUCGAUAGCUUGAAAUCAUACAUUGUGUCUGAAUUGAAUGUCAGAAACAUUGUCAUCACCUCAGAUGAGCAGAAAUACGGCGUGCAAUAUAAGGCCGUUGCCGAUUGGCCAGUGCUCGGUAAAAAAUUGAAGAAAGAUGCUAAGAAAGUUAAGGCUGCAUUGCCAAAUGUUUCUUCGGAUGAGGUAAAGCAGUUUUCCGAAACUGGAAAGCUCACCGUUGAUGGCAUUGACUUGGUGAGCGAGGACUUGCAAGUGCAACGUGGAUUGCCAGAAGAGGAAGUCACAUCUGGCCACGAGGCCAGAUCCGAAAAAGACGUUUUGAUUAUUUUGGAUGUCAACUCAUAUCCCGAAUUGCAAAGUGAGGGUUUGGCCAGAGAAUUGAUCAAUCGUAUCCAAAGAUUGCGUAAAAAGGCUGGCUUGAAUGCCACUGAUGAGGUCGCUGUCCAAUAUAAGUUGUCCAAGGACACCAUCGAUUUUGAAAGUGUCAUUAAGAGCAAUGAGGAUCUUAUCCUCAAAUCUACCAAAAGAGCCUUGAGUUCUUUUGCUGAUCUGGCUGAGGGCGUCAUUAUUGACGAGGAGCAAUCAAUUAACGAUACAGUCUUUAACUUGAGGUUAUUGAAGUUGUGA